Molecule: messenger RNA, 5275 nt
Organism: Rotaria sp. Silwood1
Lineage: Eukaryota; Metazoa; Rotifera; Eurotatoria; Philodinida; Philodinidae
Source: the annotation of a GenBank genome assembly
AUGGAUACAGUUGAAAUUCCACUUAUCUUUGAUCUUCGACUACCUUGUGCACGAUUAGAACGUCAGAUCAUUCGUCAAAUAUAUGAAAUGAUUAAAAAUGGUGAUGAAAAUCUUGAUGUUAAUUUAUCUGAAGAUAAGUUAUUAGCUUUGGCUAUGGAAAAAUUACGAAGUACAAGUGUUUAUGGAAAGAAUAUUCAGGAUAUUCUCGAUGAUACAAACCUGUUUAAACAUUAUUUUCACGACCAAAUUGCAAUACUUUUGGAUGAAUUAGGUAUCAAUCAUUUAUCUGUGUCAUUCGCACAAAAAUUAUUAACAAUGAAUCCAAGUUUAACUGUCGAAAAUAAAAUGAAGUACUUUCUUCUUGAUCAAGAUGAAUUGAUUAAAUUAUUAAAUUUAUUUGAGAUUGGCUUAGAAAUUAUUGGAGAAGAUAAAUGGCAGUUCGAAGAACAAUUUCUUAUUUUUAACAAGACUAAAAUAGUAACAUUCAAUAACCCAACUAAUCUGUACGUUCUUAUUCAAGUAGAACAGCAAUUCUAUCAAAUUCUACCACAAGAAUCCUUUGAUAGUGAUAGAAUUUAUGAGUGCAAUGGUGAUCCAUUGAUCGAAACCAGUUUGAUGAACUUAAUCGAAUUACUUGUUUCGUCAACAGUUAUUGAUCGCGCUGAUGAUAUUGUACAAUUAUCAACUGCAUAUGAUUUUAUCGUCCAAAGUAUACUCGCUUUAAACAAAUAUGAAAUAUACAAUUUAGAAAAAUUACGUUCCUUUGAAAGUCUUGUAUAUUGUGUUAUGGAUCUACUUUCCAAUGAUGAGGCUCUAGUUGUUUUCAAGAAUAUUUGCCUCAAGUCUUACAAUAACACUACUUUUAAUGGUACUUUUCCAACAUGUAAUGAUAUCAGUAAAUUUAUGAGAAUUUUAACUAAAAGGAUUAACUCUCAUCGUAAGGAUUCAAUUGAUUCAUUUACUUGUCGACCAUUACUGAAACUUGAAGUAGAGUUCUUAAAAAAUUGGCUAAUCGAUCAUGGUAACAUGUAUUGUACUGUGCUUGAUUAUAUCUACAAAUCGGAUAGAAAUUUCUGGCAUCAUUCUGCGAAAAUAUUUAAAUAUAUUGAUCAAAAACUUGAUCUAUUGUCAAUUGUUCAAACCAGAUUCGAUGAAAUAUCAUCGAUAGAAGAACUUAAAAACCUUGAUGAAUAUUUUUCUCAAUCAAGCAAUGAAACACAGAAAGUCCAACGAAUUAUGAUCAAUCGCAUAAGUAGUCAACUUUUCAAUUGCGUUAGGAGUGAAAAUGUAUUUGAAAGUGACAAAAAUAUCAACGAAAGAAAUGAAUUUAUAUUUGAAAGCUAUCUAACUAAAUAUUAUGAUAUUUUCCAAAAGAAUAUCCGUGCUCAUUCAUUUGAUCCGGGCUUUACAAUGAUCGCCUCAAUUGCAUGGCUCAAGGCUUAUCUUCAAAUCUACGCAUUUUCAUUGAUGGAAGAUAGCCGUGGUAUGGUUAUGGACGAUAUUGAUAAACUUUUAACAAAUACUGAAUCCGCAUUUUGUUCAACUCUAAAAAUAUUCAUAAUGAAAAGUUUAUGCCAAAUUUGUCAUGUAGAUCUUGAAGGAUUAUACGAGAUUUUUGUCAACCGCACUUGCGUUUGGGUUAAGACACUGUUUUCACAUUACAAAUAUCAGCAACAGCGAAAAUCUAGUCAAAAUAUUAUUCUACCAGCAACUCUAUUUCAGGCUAAGGAAGAAUAUAUGAACAUUAUUGAUGUACUGAAAGAUGAUACACCAAUAGAAAAUCAAAAAACUUUCAUCGACAAGUAUUCGACAAAUCAGCAAUUGUCAUAUUGUUUUAUCAUGUUUUUUGUGCAUCAAUAUGCCCAAUUCUACAAAAAUGCUGCACCAAAUAAUAAAUUUGAAAGUAUUAUGGAAAAUUUGAAUACAAAAUUGAGCGAAUAUUUUGAACCUAUUGGCUAUAAAUUUUUAUUUUUACUUUGUAAUAAUUUUCGUGAUACAUCUUAUUUUCGAUUGCAUGAAACAAUGACUCAAGAUGAACUAUAUCGACGUUUGCUCGCGCUCAACAUUACUGCCUUGUUUCUUUCAUGCAAAGCUGAUCAAAAUGUUACCUUAUUCAGUAGCAUCCUGUUUGAUGAACGUCGAAAAAUGCCACAAAAUUACGGAGACCAUUUGAAAACUGUAUGUUUACCAGGUUUCAUAUUUGAUGAUCAAAACCAUACAAGCCAUGAAAAUAGCACGCCUAGACUUGGUUAUCACAAUAUGAAAUCUGCCAAACUAAGCAAUAUCCAUGAAAAACCUGAUCAUCUAAAUCUAUCUAUAUCAUAUCGUUUCAUUCAUAUGAUUAUUCAUGCUAUUCUUCUUAUCUUACACGAACUCGAUCUGCUUGAUAAUUCAUAUCAACCAAAUCGUGAUGAUUGUAGAGAUCACUUUGAAAAGGAUUACGAGUUGAUAUGUCAGUUAUCAACUGAUCCAGAUCAAUGUUAUAUAUGGUUGUACAAAUUGAUUGAUCACUUGGUCAUUGGUGAUUUUCAGCAAGACGGUUCACUGGAUCAUAAUCAAAGGGUUAUUGAAUUUGAAAAAUCUAUUGAAAAUAAAUUAAUUAUUCCUCAUAUUGGAUCAAUAGUAAACGAAAUUCGGGAAUACAAAUUAACCUGUAACAAAUUUUUGAAACGACACAAUACUCAUUUAACAUUGGACGAUUUGAUUGAUGAACUUGUUGAUGAUGAAAAUGAGCAUCCACUAUUAAGCUUCUUUAAUACGACCAACAAUUAUACAGUUAACCCAAUAGAUUCAUUUCAUGCUAAACUUCGAAUAUUGUCUGAUGCUGAUAAGAUAUAUGCAAUGACGAUGUUCUUUCUUAAACGAUCUGAUGAUUGUGCAAAUAUUCGAUAUCUACAUCCGAUAAUCACGUUUGUUGACUAUUUGAAUCAGAAGUUCAAUUAUCGAAUAACGCGUAAAGAUGCAGAGAAGAAAACGAUCCAGGAAGUUUUAUUCAAUGAUUCGGAUAGAGCAAUGGCAUUGAAGUUAUACAAUGACUUUAUUGAAGCAUGGUAUCAACUCAGCUUUAAAGAGGUUUACUUAGAUUCUCAACCAGUCAAGUUCGAACAUAAGUAUCCAUCAGAAGAAUUUAGACAAAGAACAGAAAUAGCUAAAUUAUUCAUAAAUUCGUCAAAAGAUCCUAAUAGUCUUUUAUUAAUUGCUUGUAUCAAAACGAUUAGUGAUUUACAAAAUAAGAUUGUUCAACAUUUUUAUGAUAUUAUGAAUUCAAAUUCAGCAGACAAAAGAGUUCAACCGCAGACUGUUCCAUUACAGUCUCUUCAACCAAAACACCUUCUAUGUUUGGACAAAGAUGUGAUCAGUAGAAAAUUGAUGGAUGAUGCAUCAGUCAUCAACUAUGAAUAUGGAAAGGGUAAAGAUAUAAUUUAUGAUUUUGAGGAAAUCGAAUUCAUGAUUCGUGAAAAGAUUAGUUGUUUGCCAUUGAUCGAUACAGAUAGAAUACAUUUUUUUAAUUAUCAAUUCGAACUGUAUGAAGAAAACGCUUCAUUAAUUACUGAUGUUCGUAGGAAUAGUGAACAGAAGUUAUUGCCUGAGAAGAAACGAAGUGAACUGCAAAAAUUAAUUGAUACUAUUCCAAACGGUGAUAUUCUUCACUACAUUGGUUCACUGGAUCAAAUUUUUACAUAUUUACGGCACUGUGAACGCGAAUCUAUGCAUAGUCUUACGGUUAAGUCAUUUAUUGAACAGCAUAUUCAUUCUAAAAUGGGUUUUAGUGAUAAAUUGUUUCAAGACUCGAAUUUUUCGACCAUUGAACUAGCAUAUGUUGUUGACUUCUAUCAAUUAUUAGAAGAAAUUGGAUUCGAAAAAAUUUUACGAAAUCAUAUUGAAAAAGAUUCACGAGGACCAUUAUUACUUUCAGUUGACAAUGAAACUUGCCUUAUCGAUCAGUUUAUUCAAAUGACAUCUGGAAACAUAAUGAUAGCAACCUGUCUGAAAAACUUAGAUUGCUGGAUUAACAUGUUGAAAAGACUUCUACUACGAGUCUCAAUGAAUACUAACUUAAGCUUCUAUGUACCGUUACAAAAAUUUGCUGGCCGAUCUGAUUUUUGGACUGUUGAUGUCGAAGCAAACGAUAUUCAAUCUUUCAAAAUUGCGGAUGAUAUUCAGUUACGGCACGCAUUCAUCAUUUUGAAAAGUUUAGAAGGAAGAAAACGUGAUUCGCAACGUGAAAGGGAAUCACAUGCAACUAAUCAGCGACUCAAUCCCAGAAAUUCAAUUGCAACACAACAGUCAUGGUUUCUAAAUCAAACCACGAUCAGAAAUCAUCGCGAAGUUAUCGGCACUAAUACGAGGAUUAACAAAAAGACACGGGUAUAGCUGUGCAGUCGUUUCUUUUAUACUUAAUGUUUUUUUUCGUAUAUUACAUCACUAACUCGACAACAUUAAUCAAGAAUAAAAUCAGAAAACUAUCGACGAAAACUAAAGGAAUUUCAAGCGAUCACAUAUAAACCUGUGAUCUUCUACAGGUGUAUUUCGACCCCAUGUAUUAGACAUCUCUUAUGAAAAAACAUUUUACUCAUAUCGACGGAUUUGUUUGAGGGUUUCCUAGGAUAGUAUCUGAUUAUUUUAAGAUAUAAUUUGAAUUUUUUCGACAAGUACUAAGUAUAUUACAGAGAUGUCCAUCGCAGCUGGAAAUUCGCCGCUGCCGCGCUGCAAUGACUUUAGAAAUUUCAGAUCUUACCGCUAUCGCGACGUUGUAAAUAGUGCGAUCUACAGAAGACCCUCUGUUCUCUAAUAAAAAACCGUUUGUGUACCAAUUGAAUGGUACGAGUUAUUACGUCAAAUAUCAGUAUGUGAUGAAAUGGAUAAUAAUCAUGAGUUCCUUAGAACUUCAAUUAAAGAACAAACAUUCAGCGAAUGACCGGUAACACCUGAACACUUGAAAUAUUAAAUUAAAUAGAACGUACUAUAUAGAUCAAAUAGAAUGCUCGUUUUCGUUUGAAUAACCGAUAUUUUAGCCCGGAAAAACGGACAGAUUAUAGGAACUUAGAGGGUGUGAGUGUGGGUGUGGGGUGUGUGUGGGUGUGGGUGUGGGUGUGUGGGGUGGGUGUGGAUGUGGGUGGGUGUGGGUGUGGGUGUGGGUAUGAGUGUGGGUGUGGGUGUGUGGGUAUGGGUGUGGGUAUGAAGGAAGAGAACACCCACACCCCACACCCACACCCUGGAAACACAGACACAUGCAAAACGAGGGUGGGGUGUGGGUGUGGGUGUAUGGGUGUGG